CGCAGAAGGCGGGGUUUGUCGGAAACAGGUGGGGAAAAUAUUGCCUCGCUGGUAGAAGAAAUCAAAUGAAAUCACGAGUAAUUUGAAAGAAAAUGGAUUGCAUUAAUGCUAAAUAUAUAUCACAGAAGAUCAGUAAAACAAGGUGGAGACCCGUUUCAACUGCAUCAUUAGAACAGCCGGAUUUAUUUGCCACUGGCUCUUGGGACAACGAGAAUAAUAAAGUGUCCAUCUGGACGGUGGGAGAGAAUGGAGGGUAUACUAUGGAGGACGAAUUUGAGGGAGAUCCUCAAUUACAGUGUGAAUGUAAACACACGGGAGAUGUGCUGGACCUGCAGUUCUUGGAUCAAGAUAGACUUAUUACAGCAUCAUCAAUGGGAGCAGUGACUUUGUAUAAACUCCAUUCUGAAAGCCAGACUCUUUCUGUAGCUCACGUGUGGGAAAGUGCACAUCACUACCAGCGUACUAAUGCACCCUGUACUGGAGUAGCAUGUAACAGUCCAGAACUGGUGUCAGUUGGUGAGGAUGGGAGAGUGGUCCUCUAUAAAGCCGACCAGAAAGGAGUCAUGCGGGUGAUCGAAAAUGCUGACAGCAGCACAAUCCAUGCUGUGACUUUUCUUCGGAUGACGGAAGUGCUGACAGUAAAUUCCAUUGGCCAGCUGAAGCUUUGGGACUUUAGGCAGCAGGGCAGCGAACCUGCACAAACCCUCUCUCUCACUGGCGACAGGGUGCCUCUGCACUGUGUGGACCGACACCCUAACCAGCAACAUAUAGUUGCUACUGGAGGCCAGGAUGGCAUGCUGAGUAUCUGGGAUGUGAGACAAGGCAGCAUGCCCUUCUCCAUGAUGGAGGCCCACUCUGCUGAAAUGUGGGAGGUGCAUUUUCACCCUACAAAUCCAGACCACUUAUUCACCUGUUCAGAAGAUGGUUCUCUACUACACUGGGAGACUUCCUCUGGGUCAGAUGCAUCAGUGUUCCUGCAGGGACGUAACAACAGCCUGUUGUCCCGCAGCGCUACAGCUCCUGCAGGAGGAAACCAGUCUUUUAUUAAUGCUUGGCUUGGUGGAGACUCUAGUAAGGGCAGGCUGGAGACCACACACAUGCUACCCAGCCAGACACUCUCUGUCAACAGUCUGGAUGUACUUGGACAGUGCUUAGUGUGCGGGACUGAUGAGGAGGCCGUCUACAUACACAGACGUGUUCCUGUGUGACUUUGAAUUUUUGAUUAACUGUUUUAUUAUUUUCUGUUUGAUGCACUUGGAGAAAUAAAACGGUCUUGUUUCUGGUAUGGUGUGUGACUGUGUGCGCUUGUAAGAACUUUAUAACAUAUAGUGUAUAAUAUUUUUGUUUUUUUUUCCAUUUCAGGUAAUUGCUCCAAACAAAUGGUCAAUUAAAGAACAUUACUGGAUUGUUUUUA
Messenger RNA from Trichomycterus rosablanca, 1414 nucleotides. RefSeq names its product nucleoporin 43 (gene nup43). The transcript is spliced from 8 exons. The record is from RefSeq and is a predicted model, not a curated record. Gene Ontology annotation, cellular component: nuclear pore outer ring. Gene Ontology annotation, molecular function: protein binding. NCBI's taxonomy places the organism in Eukaryota, Metazoa, Chordata, Actinopteri, Siluriformes, Trichomycteridae. Bases 93 to 1208 code for a protein of 371 amino acids.